CAGACACCAACCUUGUCGUUUGUCCACGUGGCAUCCACUGACGAUGUGCUUCACGCUCCGCUUGCCUUCCUUCUCUCUCUCUCUCCUCCCUCUUUCCCUGCACUUCCACCCCUCACACUCUCUCACUUCAAAUUCCCAAGUCCCAACCCCUCGGAAUCCCCCCAUCUCUCCCCUCUCUCUCUGUUUUCCCUCCGAAUAUUUCAAACUUCCGAUUUCUCCAUUCUUGUGCUCCUUUCAACUCGCCCACCCCACAGGUCCGGAAGAGGGGGAAAAAAAAGGACACACACAAGAAAAAACCGGUCCCCACCAUGCUCUGCUCGGCUCCGGCCGCCAAGUCCGGUUCGAACUGGCUCGACCGGCUCCGUUCCAUCAAGGGCAUUCCUACCGGCGACGGCCUCGACCUCGACUCUUUCCUCUCCAACCACUGUAACUCCAAUUCCGACCCCGCUCUCUUUCCGCCGAAGCGGGACCGCAAUCGGGCUCGGGGCCCCGAGUCUUCUACGCCCGACGCUGACCCACCUUCAAUGGGGAGCGUCCUUGCACAGCUCUUCAACAUGGGGAGUAGCCUCAGUCAAAGUUACAAACUUUCCGGCAAGAAGUGCCCUAGGAAGCAGACAAACCCCAAAUCUUUCAUCGCUUCUUCUGUGAGUAAUAGUAGAAUAAUCGACUGUGCGCGAAAGGACGAGAAAAAUGUCCCCUGUACGAACUCUUCUUCCAAUAACCUUGAGCUGGAAAGGAACCAAGAGAACAUAGCUGGUUGGGAUGUAGAGGAGGAGGAGGAAGGCAAGGAUAAAGAUAGUGGGGGGAACGAAUUGAAGGGGUUUUCGAAGAGUGAGGUUACAGUGGUUGAUACGAGUUGCCCAGAAUGGAAGGUUGAUAGGCUUGUGUUUAGAAAGAACAAUGUGUGGAAAGUCCGAGAUAGGAAAGGCAAGUCCAAGGUUUUUGGGAAGAAAAAGAGGAAAGGGAGUUUUGGGCUUGAUAAGGAACUCAGGCUUUUAGAUUGUCAAUUUCGGUCCCCCUUGAAAACAGAUAGGGAAGAGUUUCGAACGCUAUCUACCCAAGGACAGAAUACUGAGAAGAAUAUGAAAGAUGUUGGUAUAGACACAGCCCAGGAUGAUCCAAAGCCUCCUCCCAAAAAGAGGUUCCAAUUUUCUAAGUCGCCUGCAACAUCAAGAAAGGGAAACAAAUCUGUUCGUCUGAUAUAAACAACUCCUACAUAAAACAACACAAACAACAGUUUCAAAUCUUAAUAAAGCGACGGACAGCAAAGAAAUAAUUCGAAGCCCUCAUUGGUCAUUUACUUGUGAUUCUGAAUUCUCAUUUGGCUGCUGCUCAUGAUGGUAUUGUUGGUCCUUCGUUGUCAUUUUAGUCACAAAACAUUUAUUUAUGUAAAGCUCUUUUAUUCUUCUUGAAUUGCAAACUUCUUCUCAGCAAUAUAUCUGCAGAUUUCAAGUUAUUUCCU
This is a messenger RNA of Neltuma alba, 1462 nucleotides long. RefSeq lists its product as uncharacterized. The record is from RefSeq and is a predicted model, not a curated record. The transcript has 3 exons. Bases 309 to 1205 code for a protein of 298 amino acids. NCBI's taxonomy places the organism in Eukaryota, Viridiplantae, Streptophyta, Magnoliopsida, Fabales, Fabaceae.